AUGGUAUCAAUAAGAAGAGCUGAAAUGCAAGAUCUAUAACAUAUGCAACACUGCAAUUUGUGGUGUUUGCCAGAAAAUUACACAUAUAAAUACUACUUGUAUCAUGGAAUGGUUUGGCAAUCAUUAUUAUAUGUUGCAGAAGACAUUAAUAGUGGCAGAAUUGUUGGGUACGUAUUGGCCAAAUAAGAUGAAGAAGAUGAAGAAGGCACAAAGUUGGAACAUGGACAUAUAACAUCCCUUUCAGUCUUGAGAACACACAGAAAAUUGGGAUUGGCAAAUAAAGUCAUGUAAAGUACACACAGAGACAUGGACAAGAUAUUUGAAUCGCAUUAUGUUUCCUUGCAUGUUAGAGUUUCGAAUAGAGCAGCCUUGGGAUUAUACAGAGACAAAUUGGGUUAUGAAACAUUUGAUACAGAAGAGAAAUAUUAUGCUGAUGAUGAAAAUGCUUAUAAUAUGCGGAAAUGGUUUAGAAAAAAGCCAGAGAAGCAAUGAGUGUGUAUCAAAUUAUAACAAUUACCACAUAUAAAUAA
Paramecium tetraurelia is the source of this 530-nucleotide messenger RNA. RefSeq lists its product as uncharacterized. NCBI's taxonomy places the organism in Eukaryota, Ciliophora, Oligohymenophorea, Peniculida, Parameciidae. Gene Ontology annotation, biological process: N-terminal peptidyl-glutamic acid acetylation. Gene Ontology annotation, molecular function: protein N-terminal-serine acetyltransferase activity; protein-N-terminal-glutamate acetyltransferase activity. Gene Ontology annotation, cellular component: NatA complex. The transcript has 2 exons. The record is from RefSeq and is a predicted model, not a curated record.